Molecule: messenger RNA, 1604 nt
Organism: Gloeophyllum trabeum ATCC 11539
Lineage: Eukaryota; Fungi; Basidiomycota; Agaricomycetes; Gloeophyllales; Gloeophyllaceae
Product: Pkinase-domain-containing protein
Exons: 9
Coding region: 98-1210 (370 amino acids)
Biological process (GO): protein phosphorylation; positive regulation of transcription by RNA polymerase II
Cellular component (GO): nucleus; transcription factor TFIIK complex; transcription factor TFIIH holo complex
Molecular function (GO): cyclin-dependent protein serine/threonine kinase activity; ATP binding; RNA polymerase II CTD heptapeptide repeat kinase activity
Source: RefSeq, a predicted model, not a curated record
GUCGAUUUGGCACUCCAAAGCUCGUCCGGCCUACUGAGUACUGGACGUCUAUCACUGCAGCAAGACGGACUUACACGCAUAGUGGCGUAUACUCAAGAUGGAUGCUGUAGAAAAGGCCAAUCUCGAGAGACAGAAGCGAUGGGCAAAGGAGAGGAAAGUCGGCGAGGGUACAUAUGCCGUGGUGUAUCAAGGCCGGGAAGUUGGGACGGGUCGGAAAGUGGCCAUAAAGAAGAUCAAAGUCGGAGCCAUGAAGGAUGGCCUGGACAUGUCCGCCAUCCGUGAAGUAAAGUAUCUGCGAGAACUAGAACACCAAAAUGUUAUUUCGCUGCUAGACGUCUUCUCCUCCAAAACCAACCUUAACCUGGUCCUGGAAUGGUUAGAGACUGACCUAGAGAUGAUCAUUAAAAACCACUCUCUCGUCUUCCUUCCAGCGGACAUCAAAAGCUGGAUCGCUAUGACCCUACGCGGCCUCGAAUUCUGCCAUAGGAACUUCAUUCUCCAUCGAGAUCUGAAACCCAACAACUUGCUUAUCGCUGCUGAUGGACAACUAAAGAUUGCCGACUUCGGUCUCGCAAGAGACUUUGCCGAUCCUGGUUACAAGAUGACUUGUCAAGUCAUCACCCGAUGGUACCGACCACCUGAGCUCCUCUUCGGAUGCCGGUACUACAGCACCGCUGUCGACAUGUGGUCAGUUGGGUGCAUUUUCGCCGAAUUGAUGCUUCGUACCCCCUAUCUUCCUGGAGAGAGUGAUAUGGAUCAAUUGAAGACCAUAUUCCGGGCUCUCGGCACUCCAACAGAGGAAGAGUGGCCGGGUCACACAAAACUGCCCGAUUACGUUCCCGUAGGCCAGUUCACAAAAUCUUCUAUGAGGGACCUUUUCACGGCUGCUACUGCCGACUGCUUGAACCUGCUGAGCAAGUUCUUCAUUUACGAACCCCGCAAGCGCAUCAGUGCCAGAGACGCGUUGCAUCAUCCGUAUUUCUUCGCCCUCCCUAAUCCAACCCAUCCUUCGAAGUUACCAAAGAUCAGCACGCAGCCGUCGUCGCGUACUUUGGAAGAGGUUGACGGGAAUGUCGACCUCGACUCGCCAGGACCGGCGGUGAAGGCACCAGCACCCGUACCAAACAGGCUAAAACGGAAACUCUCGUCGGUCAGCAGCAACCAAGACGGGCGUGAAACGUACGCCCGGCGGCUCGAUUUCUCUCAGUAGGCAGACUAGAGAAGGGUUCAAGCAAACUGCUUGAUGGAUCCUUGAUUCGUGACAGAGCCCUGUAACUACUAGACAAGAGUCGGACAGUUAUGUACAGUAUCUGGAUGUUGUAAGACUAGCGGCGAAAUUGUAGGGAAGUAAAAAAUACAUUAUGGCAAAACAGACGGAUAUUGCAACGACGAGAAAAAAAUGAGGAAGUGUACGCAACUCAACAUUCCACACGGUGAUUGUCCAGCAUUUGAGAUAUAUGCAAUGUAUUGCUGCCGCCUAGGCAUGGUCAUGGCCGAGGCUCUUCGCAGACGACGCACUUCUCUGCAGUGGCUGGACUAACACACAUGCAAGUGGAACAUGUCCACUUUGCACCGCUUGCAGCUGCAGGUGCCUUGACACCCGC